AUGAGUCGCCUCGCAAAGAUCGACACUGAUUGCGAGCGUCUACCGUCGGGCAUGCGCCGAGUUGCUUACGACGCUGAUACCCAACGUUACACAUACAAGGACCCAACAGAUGACUCUCUAUGGGAAGGUGCAGAGGGCGCCCGAUAUGGCCUUCUCCGACGAAAGACAAUAUCUCCACAGAGGCUUUUCAGUGAUCACUACGAUAAUGACCUUCUGCCUCCAUACCAACAGCACCCAGCUGGCAAUUGCACACGAACCAACCCAAGCGCUCACUGUUCUUGCUAUUUCUGCAAGGCCUCCGUAGCUGUCAAGCCGCCGAUGCGCGAACGCUCUAGUUCUUUAGUCCAAGGAGUCCAGUCUGUAGCUCAAACUAUCAAGAGAUCAGUAUCUGUUAGGGCGUCGAAACCUUCUGCUCCUAAAUAA
Pseudovirgaria hyperparasitica is the source of this 423-nucleotide messenger RNA. RefSeq lists its product as uncharacterized. The transcript is spliced from 2 exons. The record is from RefSeq and is a predicted model, not a curated record. Bases 1 to 423 code for a protein of 140 amino acids. Lineage: Eukaryota; Fungi; Ascomycota; Dothideomycetes; Acrospermales; Acrospermaceae.